GACUGUCAAAUCUUGCAAUAAAUGUCGAAUGUCCAUUGGAAAUGCUAAUAAAAUUAGAAUGAAAAACGAUGAAAACAAAAAAAUUAUGGAACUGCAAAGUAAAGCUUAUAGACGGGAAGAAAUUAUAGAAAUAUUUUUAGGAUUGUUAGAAUCUUAUGAAGACGUCGACAAUACUGAACCUUGCCAACAAACAUUUAAUGCAAACAUCACAGUUCAUCUUAAUUCGUUUUUUGACCGUGUUGAUGAAACUAAUAAGGAUGAAAUUAAUAAACAUGUUGCUUAUCAGAUUAUAAAACUUAUCUCUAAGGCUGACGGAUAUACUUACAUUUAUCAUACUUGUAAUGAAUUGAAAGAUG
This is a messenger RNA of Racocetra fulgida, 356 nucleotides long. The record is from the annotation of a GenBank genome assembly. NCBI's taxonomy places the organism in Eukaryota, Fungi, Glomeromycota, Glomeromycetes, Diversisporales, Gigasporaceae.